Molecule: messenger RNA, 1568 nt
Organism: Ornithorhynchus anatinus (platypus)
Lineage: Eukaryota; Metazoa; Chordata; Mammalia; Monotremata; Ornithorhynchidae
Gene: HHEX
Product: hematopoietically expressed homeobox
Exons: 4
Coding region: 87-1013 (308 amino acids)
Biological process (GO): cell differentiation; regulation of transcription by RNA polymerase II
Molecular function (GO): DNA-binding transcription factor activity, RNA polymerase II-specific; RNA polymerase II cis-regulatory region sequence-specific DNA binding
Source: RefSeq, a predicted model, not a curated record
CCGGGGCGGGGCCGGAGGCCUCCCGGGUCCCAUUGGCCAGAGGCCGGGCAGGAAGGGGACAGGGCCGGGCCGGGGCGGCCGGAUAAAUGUGGGCCCGGCGGGCAGGACCGGCCGCAGGCAUGCAGUACCCCGGCCACCCCGGCCAUCCCGGCCACCCCGGCCAUCCCGGCCACCCGGCCCUGGGGGUCCCGCUGUACGCGCCCACCCCCCUCCUGCAGCCCGCCCACCCCACGCCCUUCUACAUCGAGGACAUCCUGGGCCGGGGGACCCCGGCCGCCCCGGCCCCCAGCCUGCCCUCCCCCAACUCGUCCUUCACCAGCCUCCCCGCCGCUUACCGGCCCCCGGUGCUCGAGCCCCCGGCCCUGCACCCCGCCGCCGCCCUGGCCGCCUCCUACGGGGUCGGGGUCGGGGUCGGGGUCGGGGUCGGGGUGGGCCCCGGGGCCUUGGCGGGACCCUUCUACCCCUUGCCCCGCGCCGUCGGAGACUACUCGCACGCCCUGCUGCGGCACGACGCCCUCGGGAAGCCCCUCCUGUGGAGCCCGUUCCUGCAGAGGCCGCUGCACAAGAGGAAGGGAGGCCAGGUGCGGUUCUCCAACGAGCAGACCGUCGAGCUGGAGAAGAAGUUCGAGACCCAGAAAUACCUCUCUCCGCCCGAGCGAAAACGACUCGCCAAGAUGCUGCAGCUCAGCGAGAGGCAGGUCAAGACUUGGUUCCAGAACCGCAGGGCCAAGUGGAGGCGGCUGAAACAGGAGAACACACCCAGCGGCAAGAGGGAAGACCAGGACACGGAGCCAGACCCGCCCCUGGACCGGCCCCGGACCCCGAACCCGGACCGGGACCGUCCGGCCAGCCCCCGCGGACAGCGGCCGGACCCGAAGCCCUCAGAUCGGGCUGUCUCCCCGGCCUCCCCGGCCCCGCCGUCUCGGGACGAUCCGGGCUCGGAGGUGUCUGACGACUCCGACCAAGAGGUGGACAUUGAAGGAGACAAAGGUCACCCAAGCACCGGUCACUAGCGGGGCUGCGGGGAAGAUGUGAUGCUAGCACUUUGGGAAAAGCCUCCUGUCCAUCAGCCGGAGCUCCAAGUGCCCGGGGGACCCAGGAGGCAGAGAAGCCAGCGAGGGGAUCGCCCCCAAGGCAGCGAGGACGGUCCCCCGUUCCCUGGGCGCGAUGCCCCUCUGGCCCCCGGGAGGGUCCGGUACCGGCUUGGCCCACGCCCUGACGUCUGAGGAUGCGGCCCCCCAAGUCGCAAUUUUAGGGACCACCCCCCAGGGGCUGUGGGAAGCAGGGGAGACACCUCGGCUUCGGGAAGGAGCCCGAGAAGAUCCAUGGUUGGGAAUGGGCGCAGGGAAGUCCUCCGGGGGUUCUCUGGAAUUCCCCCGGGGUCCAGCGCCUCCCAAAUCCAGGGCCCAGGACCUCUUUCGUACCUGCCUGCGCGUCGUCUUUUAGGAGCCCUGGGUUUUACAAUCUUUAUAGCGCGGGCUUUUGCAGUCUUGAUAAGAGCUGGGUUUUUUUUUACCGUUUUUAUAGCGCGUGUUUUUACAAUCAUUAUAGCGCUGAUUUUCACAGCC